Molecule: messenger RNA, 3579 nt
Organism: Gracilinanus agilis (Agile Gracile Mouse Opossum)
Lineage: Eukaryota; Metazoa; Chordata; Mammalia; Didelphimorphia; Didelphidae
Gene: FLT3
Product: fms related receptor tyrosine kinase 3
Exons: 25
Coding region: 1-3210 (1069 amino acids)
Biological process (GO): protein phosphorylation; multicellular organism development; positive regulation of kinase activity
Cellular component (GO): signaling receptor complex
Molecular function (GO): transmembrane receptor protein tyrosine kinase activity; ATP binding
Source: RefSeq, a predicted model, not a curated record
AUGGAUAAUGAAAAAUCACCAGCAGAAUACUGGCACCAAAAAGAUGAGUUUUGUGUCAGUGUAAGAGCAAGACUAUAUCCCUCCUGGACCAGCCUCUGGGCUCUGCACGCGGUCAUUACAAGGAGCAACCCCAUAGCAGGGUUUCCCCCUCCACCCCUCACCCCCCGCUCAUCUACUUUGCAGCAGUUACGAGGGAAUUUGUGGUUGGUGACGCGCAGCCUUAAGAGCCACCUGCAGCGCUUGGCGCGCCAGACUGGGGACGGAUCUGCGGGCUCCGAGCCCGCAGCCGCCGGCCUGGGGGACCCCUGUGGCACGGGAGGCCAUGCUGGUGUUCUGGCUCCAAGGCGGCCGCGGCCAGCUACGGCUGCUCGCCAGUCCCCUGAGAAACUCCCCUCUCUCCCGGGUCCAUACCCGCCUGGGGGCACUGUGUGGCCGCGGGAGUUUGGCGUCCUGGGUCUGGUGAGAGGAAUCGGACUCCGAGUUGUAAUUUCAGCAAUGGCAUUUGGAUUUAUUGAAAGCCAAGAACCACCUCUAAUAAGGUGUACGUUAAUUGAAAACAAGAUCAGUGAUUCAUCAAUAAGGACAUCAUCAACAUCUAUGUUUUAUUUCCUGUUUUGCAGAGGAAUUGUUUCCAUAGUCAUUUUGAAAAUGACAGAAAUUCAAGCUGGAGAAUAUCUACUUUCAAUUCAAAGUGAAGCUAUGAAUUAUACUGUGAUGUUUACAGUGAGUCUAAGAAGAAAACUUGGAAAGCCAUACUUUAGAAAAAUGGAAAACCAGAAUGCAUUAGUCUGCAUAUCAGAAAGUUUCCCAGAUUCAGUCAUAGAGUGGUCUUUUUGCAGCUCACAGAGUAAAAGCUGCCAAAGAGAAAGUCAAGUGGUCAUUAGAAGGAAGGAAAGAGUACUUGACGAUUUAUUUGGAACAGACAUAUGGUGUUGUGCAAGAAAUGACUUGGGCGAGAAAUGCACAAGGCUGUUUACACUAGAUCUAAAUCAAAACCCUGGAUCAACUUUACCACAAUUAUUCAUUAAGGAAGGAGAACCUUUGUUGAUAAGAUGCAAAGCUACUUAUGAAAACUAUGAAUUUGGGCUUGCCUGGAAAUUAGAAAACAGGACAUUAAAAGAGGAUAGCCUUUUUAAGAUGAGCACCUAUUCAACUAAUGGGACUAUGAUUCGGAUUCUGUUUGCUUUUGUGGCAUCAGUAGGAAGAAGUGAUACUGGGUGUUAUACUUGUGCCUCAUCAAAGCAUCCCAAUCAAUCAGCUUUGGUUACUGUAUUAGAAAAAGGAUUUAUAAAUGCUUCCAACUCAAGUGAAGAUUAUGAGAUUGAUGAACAUGAAGAAUUUUGCUUCUCAGUACAGUUUAAAGCAUAUCCACAAGUCUUUUGCACAUGGACCUUUUCUCAAAAGUCAGUUCCUUGUAAACAAAAUCUCAAGGAUGAAUUCAGUGUAUCUGAGUUCUGUGACCAUAAGAACCAGCCAGGAGAAUAUACCUUCCAUGCAGAAAAUGGUGAUGCUCAGUUUACAAAAACAUUUACACUCUAUGUAAAAAGGAAACCUCAAGUAAAAAUGGACACAUCAGCAAAUCAGGCUUUUUGUUACUCUGAUGGUUACCCUCCACAAUCUUGGACCUGGAAGAAGUGUAUAGACAAGUCUCCCAACUGCACAGAAAUCACAGAAGGGAUUUGGAAUAAGAGAGCUAACAGAAAAGUGUUUGGACAGUGGACAUCAAGUAGCACCCUAAAUCUGAGUGAGCACUACAAAGGACUCCUGGUUGAGUGCUGUGCCAAUAAUUCACUGGGCUCCUCCUGUGACUCAAAGCUUCUCAGCAUCCCAGGAUUUUAUUAUAUCAUCCAGGACAAGGUUUCUUUCUAUACCACCAUUGGAUUUUGUCUUCUCUUCAUUGCUGUCUUGUUCACACUCAUUUCUCACAAGUACAGAAAGCAAUAUAGGUAUGAAAGUCAACUGCAAAUGGUACAAGUGACUGGCUCUUCGGAUAAUGAAUACUUCUAUGUAAAUUUCAGAGAAUUUGAGUAUGACCUCAAGUGGGAGUUUCCAAGAGAAAACUUAGAAUUUGGACAGGUCCUAGGCUCUGGUGCCUUUGGAAAAGUGAUGAAUGCUACAGCUUAUGGAAUCAGUGAGACUGGAGUCUCAAUCCAAGUGGCUGUCAAAAUGCUGAAAGAAAAAUCUGACAGCUCAGAAAAAGAUGCUCUCAUGUCAGAGCUCAAGAUGAUGACUCACAUUGGAAACCAUGAGAAUAUUGUGAACCUAUUAGGAGCCUGCACACUAUCAGGACCAAUUUAUUUGAUUUUUGAAUACUGUUGCUAUGGGGAUCUUCUAAAUUACUUAAGAAGUAAAAGAGAAAAAUUUCAUAGGACGUGGACUGAAGUCUUCAAACAGCACAAUUUUAGCUUUUAUCCCACUUUCCAUUCAAGUUCCAGAAUGCCUGGUUUAGGAGGUCUUCACAUAAGCCAAGAUAUAGAUCUGACCUCUGGAUUCAACGGGAAUUCAUUUUAUUCUGAAGAAGAAAUUGAAUAUGAAAACCAAAAAAGGCUGGUGGAAGAAGAGGACUUCAAUGUGCUUACAUUUGAGGAUCUUCUCUGCUUCUCUUACCAAGUUGCCAAAGGAAUGGAAUUUCUUGAAUUAAAGUCGUGUGUUCACAGAGACCUUGCAGCCAGGAAUGUCCUUGUAACUCAUGGGAAAGUGGUGAAGAUAUGUGACUUUGGAUUGGCCAGAGACAUAAUGAAUGACUCCAACUACGUUGUCAGGGGCAAUGCUCGGUUACCUGUGAAGUGGAUGUCUCCUGAAAGCCUAUUUGAAGGCAUAUAUACAAUUAAGAGUGAUGUCUGGUCCUUUGGAAUAUUGCUCUGGGAAAUAUUUUCUCUUGGUGUGAAUCCUUACCCUGGCAUUCCAGUAGACAACAAUUUCUACAAACUCAUACAAAGUGGUUUUAAAAUGGAUCAGCCAUUUUAUGCUACAGAAGAAAUCUACUUUAUAAUGCAAUCCUGCUGGUCUUUUGACUCCAGGAAAAGACCAUCUUUCCCACAUCUGAUUUCUUUUCUGGGGUGUCAACUGGCAAAUGCAGAAGUUGCGAUGUAUCAAAAUAUUGGAGAUGGAAUUUCUAAACCUUUGUCCAGUUACCAAAACAGGUCAUCUUGCAGCAGUCUUGUCAGUCCAGGCCAACCCCCUCCUCAGACUCAGGAUAAAGACUCCUAGAAAAUCAACUAAGUCUUCUUGCCUUCGCUCUCAAAUGUUUAUGCUGUCUGUAUUUGCCAAAAGGAGGCUGGUGUAAUCACUAAAGCAAAAUGAAUUAUCAGCUGCUGCCAUGUUGGGAUGUUCUCUAGAAGAUCAGACGGGGUUUGCAUUUAUUUUAAAGGAAACUUGUUUUUUAAAAAAAGACAAAAAGAAAAAAAAGAGAAUCAAGGAAAACUGAACAGUUAUUACUUAGUUUGUAAAAGUACUUUCAACCAAAGGCCUUCCCAUGAUGCCUAUGUGGAAAUUACAUACUUGAAUUAUCUUGUGUUUUUGUAAAUAAUUAAAAACAUUUUAUUAAAUGCCUAAUAUGAUUUUUAAGCCAACUUUGAA